This is a messenger RNA of Daphnia pulicaria, 822 nucleotides long. RefSeq names its product vitelline membrane outer layer protein 1 homolog. NCBI's taxonomy places the organism in Eukaryota, Metazoa, Arthropoda, Branchiopoda, Diplostraca, Daphniidae. Bases 48 to 578 code for a protein of 176 amino acids. The transcript has 4 exons. The record is from RefSeq and is a predicted model, not a curated record.
UCGUCAAUCCGUGACCAGCACUCGCGAAUAAAGAAGUCGGAUUUAAGAUGGUCAAACUCAUGAAAUUCGUCGUUCUCACGGCCGUUCUUUGCUGUUUUCUACCAACGACGGUUACGGCCACUUCGGGCGAUUGGGGCGAAAUUGAGCGCUGCCCCGAAGGUGAAGUUGCCUUUGGAUUUUCAUUGAAAAUUCAGCAAGAGGAAGAAGACGGUGCAGUAACCGGCAUUUCUCUGAGAUGCACUGAGCGUGUUUGGAUUUACUCUGCUCAAGGAUCAACGGGAAAAUGGGGCAGACAAUUCAUGUGCCCGGGCAUGGGUUCGCUUAGAGCAUCCAAACUUCGUGUUAAAACUAAGGAAGAAGGAGAUGUCACGGUGGUCACCAAUGUGAGUGUCUUUUGCUACCCCAACUAUGAUCAAGACAGCGAGAUGAGAGGGCAUGGUUUCAUUUUCGGCGAUUGGAAAGCAAUGGAACUUUGCGAAUACGGCAUCAUUGGUCUACAGACAUUGGUGAGCAACAACGCUGUCAGCAACGUUAAAUUCAUUUGCUCGGGAUGGCGGCCAAAUUGGUGGGACAGAUAAACAUGACAGCAGUUUUAUUAGUUUUAUUGUUUGACGAUUCAAAACUUGUUUUUCUUUGAUGCAUUUUCGUUCUUCUGACUUGUGGGAUCUUGUUCUUGGGGUUGGCUGACUAUUUCAAAGGCUAUUUCUUCACUGGUGUAUCUUUAGACAACUAACGAAUUGCGGUCAACUGUGUGAUGAACCAACAAUUCGUUAAUUCAUAGUAAACAAUUUCAAAGCGUCGAAUACAGUCAAUUGGAAAUUA